AGGAACUUCUACUACAUCACCAUGCUGCGAGACCCAGUGUCCCGCUACCUGAGCGAAUGGAAGCACGUGCAGCGCGGAGCCACCUGGAAGACCUCGCUCCACAUGUGCGACGGCCGUUCGCCCACACAGGACGAGCUGCCCACCUGCUACAACGGUGACGACUGGUCGGGGGUCACCCUACACGACUUCAUGGACUGCCCUUCAAACCUUGCCAACAACAGGCAGGUGCGCAUGCUGGCUGACCUCAGCCUGGUGGGUUGCUACAACCUCUCCACCAUGAACGAGAGCGAGCGAAACCCCAUUCUCCUAGCCAGCGCUAAGAGUAACCUCAAAAACAUGGCUUUCUACGGCCUGACCGAGUUUCAACGCAAGACGCAGUACCUGUUCGAGCGCACUUUCCACCUGCGCUUCAUUUCCGCCUUCACCCAGAUCAACAGCACGCGGGCCGCUAAUGUGGAGCUGCGGGACAACAUGCGCAGCCGGAUAGAGCAACUCAAUAUGCUGGAUAUGCAGCUGUAUGAGUUCGCCAAAGACCUCUUUCUGCAGAGAUAUCAGUUCGUCCGACAGCGGGAGCGGCAGGAGGAGAGAUUGAAGAGAAGAGAAGAGAGACGGUGGAUUAGAGAGCGCAGAGUCAACCAGAGCAAAGAGCCCAUUGUGGAAAACCAAACUAGGGUCACCACCACUGAGGACUACGCCAGCCAAGUGGUCCGUUGGUGA
Molecule: messenger RNA, 717 nt
Organism: Danio rerio (zebrafish)
Lineage: Eukaryota; Metazoa; Chordata; Actinopteri; Cypriniformes; Danionidae
Gene: hs6st3b
Product: heparan sulfate 6-O-sulfotransferase 3b
Cellular component (GO): membrane
Molecular function (GO): heparan sulfate 6-sulfotransferase activity; sulfotransferase activity
Source: RefSeq, marked validated